AUGUUCCGUCGCGUGUUGACAAUUGUUCGAGCACACUGCAAGCUAGGUCUGACGGCCACUUUGGUACGAGAAGAUGACAAAAUCACAGAUUUGAACUUCCUCAUCGGUCCAAAAAUCUACGAAGCGAACUGGAUGGAACUCGAGAAGGCAGGACAUAUUGCGAAAGUGCAGUGCGCCGAGGUUUGGUGUCCGAUGAGUGCCGAAUUCUACUCGUAUUAUUUGCGCGCUCAAAUUGGUCGUCGGCUACUUCUUGCAGUGAUGAAUCCCAACAAAUUUCGCAUAUGCCAGUUCCUCAUUAAGUAUCACGAAAGGCGUAAUGAUAAGAUAAUCGUUUUCUCGGAUAAUGUGUUUGCGCUGAAGAAGUACGCUAUCGAAAUGGACAAGCCAUUUUUGUAUGGUGAAACGGGACAAAAUGAACGCAUGAAAAUUUUACAAAAUUUCCAGUACAAUCCAAAAGUGAAUACAAUAUUUGUCUCAAAGGUAGCAGAUACGUCGUUUGAUUUGCCCGAGGCCAAUGUUCUCAUACAAAUAUCAGCACAGGGGGGUUCACGGAGGCAAGAGGCGCAACGACUGGGCCGAAUAUUACGAGCCAAGAAAAAUUCAAGCGACGCAUUCAAUGCUUUCUUUUAUUCUUUGGUCUCACAGGCAAUUUUUUUCUACUGGAAAUUUUAUUGGCAUUAUAUAAUAUUGUAG
Gongylonema pulchrum is the source of this 693-nucleotide messenger RNA. Lineage: Eukaryota; Metazoa; Nematoda; Chromadorea; Rhabditida; Gongylonematidae. The record is from the annotation of a GenBank genome assembly.